CUGAGUCAGGCGAGACCGCUCUCUCUCUCUCUUUCUCUAUCCUUACCCUCUCUCUCCAGUUGCUCUUUUGCCAGUGAGACUUUGUUUUAUCCGCCGACGUCAUUCAUAUGGUCUGGACGCCGAGGCGCGAGGCUGCCCUCUCCUCGUCGCUAAUUGUAUUUCCCACCGUCUGACAACUUGUUUUUGUGUUAGCGCAUUGACUGCCCAUGGGCGCUGCUGUCCACACACACCGUGCUGCUGCUGCUGCUGCUGCUGCUCCGCCGGCUGUCCGGUGCGCCUCUGCGGUCGGUUCGGGAUGGUAUUGGGCUCUUCCUUUUAUGAAUGAAUAACAAAACUGGGGGGAAAUGCGAGUGACAGCAAAACUCCCCAGCAGCCGUGCUCCCAGGGGGCCAGCCAUCAAUGAGAGGGAUUAAGGACGGAGCUGAGCCGCGGCUCAUUGCGGAAAAGCCGACUGCAGACUGGAAACGCACUGUGAGGGAAACGGGCUCCAUAGCGUGAACAGAAAACCGCGGUGACCACAAUGUAAGUUGCUCUGGAGCGGCAACUCAUUAAGGCAUGGGAGGAGAGGGGGGCUUCCUGGUCCAUCCACAUCGUGGCUCUGGGCAGCGAGUGCCCCGGAGGAGUGGGGCCUGGGGAGGAGAUCAUGGGCCAGGGGCAGCUGCAGGGAGGCCUGCUGUGGAGCUACCUGGGCCAUGGAGCUCUGGUGGGACCAUGCGACCUGGAGAGCAGCAUGCACAACCCGGCCUUCAUGGAGUACAGCUCCCUUGUGUUUGGAGAUGUCACUGUGGUGGUCCGGGAUUGCCCCAGCUGGGACUUGUUGGACAGUGAUUGGGCCAGUGUACGGAAAGUUCUUGAGCAGGCAGACAUCCUGGUCAUUAAAUAUUCAGUCACCGAUAAGCUGGCCUUCCAGCAGGUCCGAAACGGCUACGCCCCGAGACUCCGCCCUCUCCUGAGACACUGGGGUGUGCCGGUCAUCCUGGUUGCUGUUGGAGCACGGCUAAACGAUGAAGGCCCUCCGUGCACCUGUCCGCUGUGUGCGUCCGACUGGAGCAGCUGUGUGCCUCACAGUGAGGGUCUGCAGCUGUCCCGGGACCUGGGGGCCACCUACCUCGAGCUGCCCUCUCUCAACCACGUCUUUGUGGGACGCUACUUCGGCAGCGUGCUGGAGUACUUCAUGAUUCAGUGUCUGAAACACAAAGCCAAAGAGAGGCCGGAUAAGAGAAGAGGAAAUAAAGUGAACGAUCUUCGCCCUCCUCACUUAGAGCAACCAGCACGUCUCCCCCCCAUCCGAGUGGAGGAGUCCAGCUUCUCCCAGGACAUGCAGUGGUUGUUGGAGCGCGGUGUGCAGUUCGCCGAUGUGGCUUUCUACGCCGGGGACUCUGGGAAAGAGCUGGGAUGGGCGCACGCUGCGGUUCUGUGUGCCGUCAGUCCGUACUUCAGACAGCUGCUCCUGGGGCCCAAGACCAGGGAACGCCCCCAGUCGCGGUGUGUUUGCAGAGAGCGCGAUGGAGGCCCCAACUCGCUGCUCUCCAACUGGGAUGGGGCGAUUAUUGACGACAUGCCACGAUCAGAGGCGCACUCGACAGGACGCCUCUCUCGUCUGGUGGUGAAGGACCCCCUCCUGUGUAUGUGCUUGUGGGAGACCCUCAUGUUCAUUUAUAGAGGAGCGUGGGAGUGGGAUCACCUACAGGAGGCGCUGGAAGAGAAGCUGAAGAAUACGCUCGCUGCAGCCCAGCUGAUUGAGCGCAUACGAUCCCUCAUCGGCAAAGAAAAGAUCACGACGGAGGAAGAAAAACAAGAAUAUAUUGUGGGCCCCAGGGACACCCCCAGCGCCAGGGCGGCUCAGCUCGGCCCCCAGACUCUUGUCAACCUCUUCAAUUCUCCUCUCUACUCUGACGUCAUCUUCAUGGUGCAAGGGAGUGUGUUGCCAGCCCACCGAGCGGUGCUGGUGGCUCGCUGCGACGUCAUGGCAGCCAUGUUCAGCGGGAAGUAUGCGGAGGCCCGGAGCCGAGUGGUGCCCAUCCAUGGAGUCUCCUCAGACACCUUCCUGUCCUUCCUGGAGUAUCUCUACACUGACUCCUGCUGUCCUGCCAGUGUGCUGCAGGCCAUGGCCGUGCUGGUGUGUGCCGAGAUGUACCAGGUGAAGCGUCUGCAGCACCUGUGUGAGGUGUGUGUGUGCGCCUACCUUCAGAGCAUGCCCAGUAGAGAGCUGUCGUCGACGGGCAUCAGCGUGAUCAGACUCCUCCGCCGAGCAAAGUGCCACAAUGCAGAGCAGCUGUACAUCUGGCUCCUCCACUUUAUCGCCAACAACUACCUGAUCUUCAGUCACAAACCUGACUUCCUGGAGCUCUCAGAGGAGGAGCGGGAACAGGUGGAGAGGCUACGCUGGCCGUCCAGAGGCUACCUGCAGGAGCUCAGCGAGUACCAGCAGCGGAGACGCAAGCUACGCAAGUCACGCUGCAUAGUCAUGUGACCUCACCUGGAUGCCUGAAACAAGAGGGAGGAGAGAAGAGAGUCAGUGACACUCAUCAUGUGGAGAAACUGACUUGUUCUGCUGGCUGAUUGUUGCUGACGUCAUCAGACUUCUUAACCAAUAGGACGCUUUGUGGAGCGGUGACACGCCUCUCCUCCCCCUGAAGGAAUGGCUGUGCAUCCUUUAAUGAAUGACUUUACUAUCAUGUGCAAUACAAAAUGCCUCAAACCCCAAUAUUAAACAUGACCAGAGGCUCUGUGAAAGAUUAUAUUUACAUUAGCUGAGGAUUUCUACAAAAGACAGUUACACAAUAAUUAUUAAAAGACCGCACAUCUGUUGGAAAACUUGCCGGGAUCGUUGCAGGAAGGAAACUGUUCCUCUACUCGGAGGAUGUUGGAUUAUCAUCUGCACGCUGGAGAAAUGAACAUGACCCAUGAUGCAUUUAUGUCCCUAAAAGUGAAAUAUUUCCCAAGCCUCUGACUUCUCUGUGGCUCGAUCAGUAUUUCAGCGGUGACGUUCAUUAAGAGAGAAAGUGAGUCAUCUCCAUCUGUAGUCUGUCAGGAGUCAGGAUGCCCUUUAUGAGACCAGCAGGACCAAUUUAAUCACAAUUUGCUUAUUCAGAUUAUCUCAGAUCACUGUCGGACUGACUGACUUUUCUUAACAUUUUAAAAAGAGAAUACAUUUCGGUCGUUGUCCGUCAAAAGAGGCCCUUAUAUUUUUAUUUCGAAAAGACUUGAAAUGUCAUUUUAAUGUAACUACAUAUUGCCUGUAUCAAAAGUUACAAUACAUUUAGGACAGUAACAAAUGUAUAUUUAAAACUUUCAUUGAAACCCUGUAAGCUCGUACCACUUCCUUAGCAGGUUCCAAUGAAAUGAUGUUGACAGUAUUCCCUUUCUAUUUGCAAUAACACCUGAUAAUGGUCUGUCUCAUUAAUACAAACAAGACUUUUGUAGCAUUUACAUACAAAUGUAGGAAAAGCAACCAUAUGAACAUACGUUGGAACACUAAAAACCACAAUGCCUCUGGAUGGAUAACAAUAUUUAUUUGAUCCUAUUUUUCUUAUUUGAGGGGUUGUUUUUAAUCAUACCAAGAAUAUGAUUUAUUGGUGCUGCAAAUUAUUAUUUUUGUAAACUAAACUGUAUGUGGACAUUAUGACAUGCUUUUUUUUUUUUACAUUCGGAGUAGAGGGUCUCGCUAUUUUACAGUCUGCUGUUUCGCUGGUAUUUACUUAAAAAAGGUGCAUGAUUAUAUUAAAAAACAAAACAUGGGGGGGACAGGAAGACAGCAACUUAUGUCAGAAUGACCUUCAACAAAAUGAAAAAUCAAUUGUGACAUUUUGCAGCUAUUUUUUAUUCAGUAGGUUAGUCCUUAACAGUAAUCAAACAGCAUGUAAUAGUAUUUGUAUCGGGUAUUUUAGCAGAGGUGUAGCAGCAGGCUGUUAGUAUAGUACUGUAGAUAGUACUGCUGCUGCAUCACAACAGGAACAUCAACUUUAAUCCCACUAAUAAAUCACAUAAAUCCUAAUCUACUCCUCAAAAGAAAUGAGUAAAUAACAGCAGGAAGAGUGGACUGUAAACAUGUGUAGUCCAGCGCUGCACUCAGUGUGGGCUGGGGUUGUACAGACGUCUGACUUUAAAUAAAGACAUGUUUUAGAAUGAACAACA
Molecule: messenger RNA, 4137 nt
Organism: Gymnodraco acuticeps
Lineage: Eukaryota; Metazoa; Chordata; Actinopteri; Perciformes; Bathydraconidae
Gene: rhobtb3
Product: Rho related BTB domain containing 3
Exons: 14
Coding region: 644-2473 (609 amino acids)
Biological process (GO): regulation of proteolysis; proteasome-mediated ubiquitin-dependent protein catabolic process
Cellular component (GO): cytoplasm
Molecular function (GO): ubiquitin protein ligase binding
Source: RefSeq, a predicted model, not a curated record